Messenger RNA from Erinaceus europaeus (western European hedgehog), 1691 nucleotides. RefSeq names its product alpha-1-B glycoprotein (gene A1BG). The coding region runs from base 55 to 1566 and encodes 503 amino acids. Lineage: Eukaryota; Metazoa; Chordata; Mammalia; Eulipotyphla; Erinaceidae. The record is from RefSeq and is a predicted model, not a curated record. The transcript has 8 exons.
AUCAGCAGGGACCCCGGGGACAGGGACACACACGGGGGCAGCGUGAGCGGCAGCAUGUGGACGCCCGCGGCCUUCCUGCUGCUGUGGGGUGUCACCCUGGGUCCCGGGCACGCGGCUGUCGUGCAGGAGACGCGGCCCAUCCUGUGGGCUGAGCCCCAGUCACUGGAGGACCCGGGUGCCAACCUGACGCUGGUGUGCCAGGCCCGCCUGUGGACGGCCGACUUCCAGCUGCUGCGGGAUGGCGAGGCCCUGCCCCCGGUGCACCUGGACUUCCCCGCGCAGGAGCUGCGCUUCCCACUGGGCGCUGUCAACACCACCACCAGAGGCCUGUACCGCUGCCGCUCGGGCCAGGGGGAGGGCUGGACGGGGCUGAGCGACCUGCUGGAGGUGACGGAGCCUGGCUCCCUGCCCGCGCCCCAGCUGUCCGCUGACCGCACCUGGGCCGCGCCCGGCCUGCCCGCCUCCCUGCUCUGCGGCGCGGGGCUCCGCGGCCUGAGCUUCGAGCUGCGGCGAGAGGGCGACAGCGCGGUGCUGGAGGUGGCGCGGGACCCCCGGGCGCUGGACGCCACCUUCCCGGUGCUCCGGGGCGGCAACUACAGCUGCAGCUUCCGCACGCACGCGGGGGGCGCGCCCUCACCGCCCAGCGCCCCGCUGCAGGUGCUCCAGCUGGCGGCGCCGCCGGCCCCGGAGCUGCUGGUGCGGGGGGAGCGCGCGGCCGUGCUGCGCACCGGCGAGGCCGCCCACCUGGACUGCAGCCUCCCGCUCCACGGCGUGGACACCGAGCUGCGGCGCGCGGGGCAGGAGCUGCAGGUGUCCAGGAGCGGCGUCCCGGGGCGCAUCACCUUCCACCUGGGGCCGGAGACGCGGAGCGGCCUUUACACCUGCCGCUACCGGCACCGAGCAGAGGGCAGCCCCUGGUCCAGCGACAGCGAGGCGGUGGAGCUGCUGCUCAGCGACGGUUCGCUGCCGGCCCCCGCGCUGUCGGUGGAGCACGUGCUCGGCGGGCUGCUGCGGCUGCGCUGCGCGGGUUCGAGGCCGGGGCUCCGCUUCGCGCUGCUGCGGGGGGCGCGUGUGCUGCGGCUGCUCAGCCCCCAGGGCGCCGAGGCCGUGUUCGAGCUGCGCGGCGUGUCGGCGGCCGACGCGGGCAACUACUCGUGCGUGUCCGCCGAGCCGCAGCCGCCCUUCGCGGGGUCGGAGCCCAGCGCCGCCUGGGAGCUGCUGUCCAGCGAGCCUCCCCCGAAACCCCGGCUGCGCGGCCUGUGGAGCGGCCCUGUGUUGCCCGGCCACGACGCGCUGCUGCUGUGCGAGGCCCCGGUGCCCCGCGUCCACCUGGAGCUGCUGCGGGCCGGGGCAGAGGACGGGGACCGGGACCACGAGCCGGACCACGACCAGCACCAGGACCCGGCCGCCCAGAGCUGGGGGCAGCACGGCUCUGCGCACCUGCGACUUACCUUCGUGGGGCCCCAACACGCGGGCAACUACACCUGCCGCUACAGAACCUGGGGGCCCGGCGCCCUCCUGUCCGCGCCCAGCGACCCGGUGCAGCUCCAGGUGGCAGGACGCUGACCCAGGAGCUGCUCCCCGGGGUGACCCACCCCACCCCGCACCCGAGGCCGGGUUUCCGCAGCUCUGGAGGAAGCUUGCAUCCUGCUCCCCUCCAGGAAUUAAUAAAUUCAAGAAGAAAUCGAAAA